CGCGGAGGCUCCGUGAUCCCGGGAUGGGCUCCGGGGCUUGGCUCCAGCUGCUCCUCACCCUCGGAGCUCUUUGGGGGAUCGGAGCCAAGGAAACUGUGCUGGGAAUUUUGGGAGAGGCGACGCUCCUGCGGAUCCCCCGCGAGCUGCAGGAACGCACCGAGCAAUUCGGGGAAGCCUCCUGGAAAAAAAUCAUAAAGGAGCCCCUGACGAAGAAAUUCCUGGUGAAGAUUUCCGGCAGGAAUCACUCGGAGUUCCAGCCAGAGCGGAUGCGCUUCCGCGAGCAGAACUUUUCCUUGGAAAUCCUCAACACCAGCCGGGAUGACCAGCGGCUCUACGAGUACAGCGUCAACAAGGGGUCGGAGGAGGAAGUCUGGCAGAUCCAGCUGGAAGUGUUUGAGCCGGUGGCCAACCUCAGCAUCCGGAUCCUCCAUCGGGAAUCCUCCAACGGGAGCUGCUCGCUGGCGCUGAACUGCUCCUCGGAGAGGGGGGACAAUGUUUCCUACAGCUGGGACAGCCGGGACAACGGCACCGGGGGGAUCUGCUCCGGGAACGGCAGCGUCCUGCGCCUCUCGUUCCCCGUGAGGAGCGCGGCCUUCGGCUGCGUCUGCACCGCCCGCAACCCGGUCAGCAGCCGCCGCGCCGCCUUCGACGCGGCCCGCUGCGGCUCCGAGCAGAGGGGUGUCCCCAGGGUGAGGACAGAGCUCCUGGUGCCUCUGGUGGUGCUCGGUGUCAUCGUCAUCAUCGUCGUCAUCGUGGCCAUUGUCACCUCCAGGGCCACCCGCUCGGCCAAACGUGACCCAGACCCCUCCCAGGUCACCCCGGACCCCUCCCAGGUCACCCCAGCCAGCGCCACCAUCUACGCCCAGGUGCAGCGGGUGCAGAAGCCCAAAGGGACCGUCCCCAGCGCCACCGCCCUGUCCUGCACCACCAUCUACACCGCGGCCACCGGGCCACCCCCGGCCCCCGACGGAGCCCCCCGGUCCCCGGCCGGGUCCCCAACCCCGCGGGGACGCCCCCCGCUGUCCCAGGAGCCCACCACGGUUUACGCCAGCGUGACCCUUCCCGUGGCCUGA
Messenger RNA from Onychostruthus taczanowskii (white-rumped snowfinch), 1073 nucleotides. RefSeq names its product signaling lymphocytic activation molecule family member 1 (gene SLAMF1). The coding region runs from base 24 to 1073 and encodes 349 amino acids. Lineage: Eukaryota; Metazoa; Chordata; Aves; Passeriformes; Passeridae. The record is from RefSeq and is a predicted model, not a curated record. The transcript has 7 exons.